AUGGCAACUAUCUCCGCUGCUCCAGUACACUCACUCCCAGAGUACUCAGCAGAGACUGGAGGGUGCUCCUUAGCUUGCAGAGAGAUGUCCUGUCCCAGAGUUGACCCCGCUCCCCAGGGCAUUCUCUUUGCUUCCUUUGCUCCAUGGCCCGGGGUCUGCUGGCUCCCUUUUCUGCCCUGCACCUGGGGCUGCUUCCGUUUGCUUUUCCAUGAAAUCUUAGGCCAGAAGAAUCUUCCCAUUCUCAUUUGGCAAGCUUGGGAUCGUUACCAUUUCAGAGCUGGAAGAGAACUCGGAGACAGCAUCAAGUUGCUUUUAGAAGCAAGGAUCCUGAAGUGCAGAGAAGUGAAGCCACGGGGCCCCAUCAGCCAGUUCUGUCCAGAAGGAAAGCUCAAUGACUUGAGGAAUAUUUCACCAUCUGAAACACUUAACAAUGGCAAAGCUCAAAAGAGAAUGGCUUCCUCCUUCCUUGACCUGAAUUGA
This is a messenger RNA of Rangifer tarandus platyrhynchus (Svalbard reindeer), 480 nucleotides long. Lineage: Eukaryota; Metazoa; Chordata; Mammalia; Artiodactyla; Cervidae. The record is from the annotation of a GenBank genome assembly.